This is a messenger RNA of Mugil cephalus (flathead mullet), 1424 nucleotides long. RefSeq names its product small nuclear ribonucleoprotein 40 (U5) (gene snrnp40). Gene Ontology annotation, molecular function: protein binding; RNA binding. Lineage: Eukaryota; Metazoa; Chordata; Actinopteri; Mugiliformes; Mugilidae. The transcript has 10 exons. The record is from RefSeq and is a predicted model, not a curated record. Gene Ontology annotation, cellular component: catalytic step 2 spliceosome. Bases 137 to 1180 code for a protein of 347 amino acids.
UACCGGAAGUACUCGUUCAGUGUUCUUCGUUGGUGCCUUUUCGCUCGACGCCUUUCAUGAAAUACUUCCAUUCAUUUUGUAAAUUGCAGCAUUGAAGUUUAGCAUCUUUGCUUCGUUUAUCGUCGACUAAGUCGCAAUGAUUGAACCCAAGAAGAGAGCAGCGGACAUGGCGGUGGUUCCGGCCGCCGUGAAGCGGCCCCGGACGGAGCUGGUGGCGGCGGCUCAGUCUCAGCAACUCGUGGCUACGGGCCCCCCACGGACCUCCAGCCUUCAGGCUCCUAUCAUGCUGAUGUCUGGCCAUGAGGGUGAGGUCUACUGCUGCAAGUUUCACCCCAAUGGAGCCACGCUGGCCUCCUCAGGAUUUGACAGGCUCAUAUUGAUGUGGAACGUGUAUGGAGAUUGUGACAAUUUUGCCACUCUGAAGGGCCACAGCGGAGCAGUGAUGGAGCUGCACUACAACACAGAUGGCAGCGUGCUCUUCUCAGCGAGCACAGACAAGACUGUAGGUGUAUGGGACAGUGAAACGGGCGAGAGGAUCAAGCGACUGAAGGGCCACACCUCCUUCGUGAACACCUGCUACCCGGCCCGCCGAGGUCCCCAACUGGUCUGCACCGGCAGCGACGACGGAACAGUCAAGCUGUGGGACGUCCGCAAGAAAGGGGCGAUCCACACCUUCCAGAACACCUACCAGGUGCUGGCUGUGACAUUCAAUGACACCAGCGAUCAGAUCCUGUCCGGAGGCAUCGACAAUGAUAUCAAGGUCUGGGACCUGAGGCAGAAUAAGCUGAUCUACAACAUGCACGGCCACGGUGACUCAGUCACUGGACUCAGCCUGAGCUCUGAGGGAUCUUACCUUCUCUCCAACUCCAUGGAUAACACAGUGCGUAUUUGGGAUGUUCGACCAUUCGCGCCCAAAGAGAGAUGUGUGAAGAUUUUCCAGGGCAAUGUUCACAACUUUGAAAAGAACUUGCUGAGGUGCUCCUGGUCCACUGACGGCAGCAAGAUAGCAGCAGGAUCAGCUGACAGGUUUGUGUAUAUCUGGGACACCACAUCGCGAAGAAUCCUGUACAAGCUGCCGGGCCACGCUGGCUCCGUCAACGAAGUGGUCUUCCAUCCAGAUGAACCUAUAGUUCUGUCUGGAGCCAGCGAUAAACGUCUGUACAUGGGAGAAAUUCAGUAGCUUGUGUGUGUACAGUGGAAAGUAUGCGUGAGUGUGUGUUUGAGUGUCUGUGUCCUUGCUGGAAAGUAAGUGGAUGGGUGGUGUUCGACAGUGGGUUUGGAGUCUCUGUAAUUUCAUGUGGGUCGACCACGUCUCAGAACAACCUCAGGAUGUACGUUUGAAGUUUAUUAUGCUCGGCCACAAGAACCUCCACCAUGUUUUUUAAUCUGACGUCUUUCUUUUUAAUAAACUUCAGUGUUCUGGA